CAAUAAAAAAAUGGGCAAAAAUUAUUAGUUGAUUAACUGACAACCAUUGACGCUUCAAAACAACAUGGCGGUAGCUGGCGUUUUAGAAGGGCUGAAGAGUACAAGUUUAGGGAAAGUUAAAUAUGAUCCUUAUUGGCUUGAAGAAAAUCGCCUUCCUGAAAUUUUGCAAGAGUCUACAUCACCACCAACAUUAAAAAAUGUAACUGCACAGUUUAAUAUCUUCAGAACUGAAAAUGUGGAGAAAGAACAACAUCAAAACAUAAAUCAGAACAAUUCCAGAGUAGAUGAUGACAGGCAAGAUGAUAUAUCAAUUAGUAUAUGUUCAGAUGAAGCAGACCAUGUAUCUGAAAUUAAAAAUAUUGCAUUUCAACCGGCAAACCAUGUUGAACAAUCACUACAGAGUUUUGAAGACAAGUGGCAACAAAAAGCUGAGGAAAAUAUAAAGAAAAGAAGAGAAAGUCAAGAGCAAUACAGUAAUCAUCUAUGGGACCAGUCAGUGAAACAAGUAGCAGUUCUCGAACAACAUCAGAAAAUUAAAACAAUGCAAUUGAUGAAGAGAGUGAAGAAAAUAGAGGAGGAAAGCAAUGAGACAAUACGCAAAAGAUUACUUCAUCAGAGAGAAAGCCAUCAGCGUAAUAUUAAGAGAUUAGAUGCUAAAUUAAAGGAAGUAGAAGAGAUGACUGAAGCUGAGGCUGUAGAGAGGAGGCGAGCAGAAUUAGAGGCUGAGCGAAAGGCCAAAGCUGCAGAAGCCAAGAAGCAUUUGGACAGUAUGAAUCUUGUUCACAAACAAAUCAAGGAAUGCUUAUCAGCACUGACUAAACUUAUUGCAGGGUGUAAACAUAAGGAUAUACUUAAGAAUGAUCUCAAAGAAAUUAUAGAAUAUGCUACGAAAUUACGAGAUAGAGCAGACAGCUUGAUAGCUAGAGGUGCUACAGAGGGUGCUACCCGAGGGUUAGUUGAUGAUAUGAUCGGUAUAAUAAUGGAAGUAAAAAAAUGUUUAGAGAAAGCCAGUCUUGUCUCUGCUGAAGCUGAGCGAUUAAGUCAAGAAAUUGCAGCAAAGAAAAAGGAAGAAGCAGCAAAGGCAGUCCCCCCUCCUACUACUACUUCUGCUGCUACAACUGUUCCAAGUUCUGCCACCACCCAAGCAACUACUGUUGCAGGAGUUUUGAAUGUCCAUGUUAGUGAUGAAUCGCGUAAACAAUAUGAAGAAGUUUUGACUAAGUUGAAAGAAGUAAGCAACUAUUUUAAAGAACUCAAAGAGUCCAAGGACCAAAGAGUAAAGAAAAUUCGGUUUGGUUUACACAAAGCUGUUAAUACUCCGGUGAAUGCGGUGUCCGACCUGUCAGGCUCUCACCUCAAGGACAAGUUGAAUAAACUGGUUCGACUUCUCUCUGGGCAAAUGGUUGAAGUCUCAAGCCAGAGAAUCUCAGCUAUCGCUCAUCCAGGAGGUGUUAUGUUUUGUAAAGACUUAUUGGCCAAAAAACUUGUGAAACAAGGUGAUGAACAAGUAUCUUCUAAUCAUGAAUCAGCUUUUGUGUAUGCUGCCCUCACAGUAGCAAUUAUGUGCGAGUUUCCGGAUAUGCGUGAUUUGAUCCUGGCAUACUUCUACGAGACCUGCCCGUAUCUUAUACCAUACUAUAUUCCCAAGGAAGAAUCACAAUCCUCAGAGGACUAUUUUAAGACUCUUGGUUACCAGCAUGAUAGUGAUGGUACGGCAGAAAAACAGGAUAAGUUCUUGAGGAGAAUGUCAGGAUAUACACGUCUGUUUGCUUCUAUCAUCAUUACACAACCAAUCCAGGGAACACAGCAUGCACACCCACUUGGCGUUGAUGCAGGUUGGAAUUUUGUAUCAAACAUGCUGUCGUUGGAACCGCAACCUGAUAUCACAGCAACAGUACUAUUUGACUUUUUGCAGGUUGCAGGAUCCACUAUGCUACAGAUGUACGGAAAACAAUUCCACAAAUUACUACACAUUCUCUAUCAAGACUUCUUCCCAAAAAUUGAAGCGGUGAAAGGACAAGGUGGAGGAGGGCCGGUAAUGCGACUGAGAAACUUUUUGGAAGAAUGCUUGAAGAAGAAUCAUAUUCCUGCACCUAAAGGGUUGUUGCCACCACAUUUCUGGAGGACAUAGGCCUAGGUGAAGAUUUUCAAAGAUAAGAGAACAACAUGCAAGAAACUGACGGUCUGGCAGGAUCCAGCACCUGUCUUUAAAUUGUUUCUGAAUAAAAGAAUUUGUGGUUUGCGACAUUAACAAACAUACACACAACAUAGGUUUAUGUCGAUGGUAUGUGGAGUUCAAACAACAAAUUAGCUUUUUCAGAAAAAUAAUAUUGUGCCAAUGUUUCGUACUUGGCAAAUUUUGUUUUAAUACAGGAAAUGAAUGAAGUAUUAAAUUAUUAAAAUAGUGUAUAAAUUAAUUCUAAUGAAAAUUAAUGAAUUCAUUAAUUUGAAUAUUUUUUUAACAAUUUUUAGUAAAGUACUGUAUUGGGAGAAACUUUUUUAUAAUUUUUUAAAAGGAUGCAGACGGAGAAGUAUUCAACACACCAAACAAUAUUGAAUGUAUAUUUAAUAUUUAUGUCAAAAUUAAUAAAAUUAACAUUUUAAAAUGUUUGUUUCACCUU
This is a messenger RNA of Anneissia japonica, 2621 nucleotides long. Its product is annotated as nucleoporin GLE1-like. The coding region runs from base 65 to 2131 and encodes 688 amino acids. NCBI's taxonomy places the organism in Eukaryota, Metazoa, Echinodermata, Crinoidea, Comatulida, Comatulidae. Gene Ontology annotation, molecular function: inositol hexakisphosphate binding; translation initiation factor binding; phospholipid binding. The record is from RefSeq and is a predicted model, not a curated record. Gene Ontology annotation, biological process: regulation of translational initiation; regulation of translational termination; poly(A)+ mRNA export from nucleus. The transcript is spliced from 16 exons. Gene Ontology annotation, cellular component: nuclear pore; cytoplasm; nuclear pore cytoplasmic filaments.